This is a messenger RNA of Rosa chinensis, 793 nucleotides long. RefSeq names its product 11-beta-hydroxysteroid dehydrogenase A. Bases 155 to 793 code for a protein of 212 amino acids. The record is from RefSeq and is a predicted model, not a curated record. The transcript is spliced from 4 exons. NCBI's taxonomy places the organism in Eukaryota, Viridiplantae, Streptophyta, Magnoliopsida, Rosales, Rosaceae.
CAUGGUUACAAUGCAACACUGCCACCUUCUUCUUCCUUCUAGCACUCACUAAUAGGCAAUGCAUAUGCUUAUAAAAUCCCAAUAGUCUCCAGCUCUCUCUUCAACACUAUAGUUUUCUCAGUGUUUAUCAUCAGCUAGCAGCUAAGCCGUAGACAUGUUGGGUCUUAUACACACCUUCCUGAACCUCUCAGCUCCCCCAUUCACCUUCUUCUCCCUCUUGCUUCUUCUACCGCCGCUUUAUCUCUUCAAGUUCUUCACCUCUCUCUUGAGCACCAUCUUCAGCGAAAGUGUCGCCGGCAAGGUCGUCCUCAUCACCGGUGCCUCCUCCGGUAUCGGCGAGCACUUGGCUUACGAGUAUGCAAGGAGAGGGGCACGAUUGGCCCUAGUUGGCAGGAGAGAAAACGCGCUAAGGGAAGUCGUUGAUCGAGCAGCUCAGUGUGGCUCUCCAGAGGUCAUUAUGAUUGGGGCUGAUGUUUCAAAGGCUGAGGACUGCAAGAGACUUGUUGAUGAAACUAUCAACCACGUCGGAAGGUUGGACCAUCUGGUGAAUAAUGCUGGGAUCACUACUUGUAGCAUGUUGGAAGAUGUCACCAAUAUCACAAAUUUCAGAUCCGUAAUGGAUACAAACUUCUGGGGAUCCGUCUAUACCACUCAUUUUGCAGCUCCACACCUCAGAAACAACAAAGGUAGAAUCGUGGUGCUUUCUUCCGUUAAUGCAUGGUUUCCUGUGCCAAGAAUGAGCAUAUACAAUAAAACCCCUUCUUCUUUUGCUGAAAACUCCAGAUUGCCAUAA